Molecule: messenger RNA, 455 nt
Organism: Vombatus ursinus (common wombat)
Lineage: Eukaryota; Metazoa; Chordata; Mammalia; Diprotodontia; Vombatidae
Product: E3 ubiquitin-protein ligase HUWE1-like
Exons: 4
Source: RefSeq, a predicted model, not a curated record
GGUUAGCUGGUGAGGCAGAAGUGCAUGAGGAGGAUCAUGAUGUCACUCAGACAGAGGGAGCAGACGGAGAUAUAAUGGAUGGAGAAACUGAAAAUGAUACUGUUGUGAUUGCUGGGCAACCAGAGGUACUUAGUACCCAGGAGAUGCAGGUAGAGAAUGAACUGGAGGACCUGAUAGAUGAGUUGCUUGAGAGCGAUGGUGGAUCAGGAAAUAGUACAAUCAUAGUGGGCAGAACCGGAGAGGACGAGUCACAGGAAGAUGUGUUGAUGGAUGAAGCUCCCUCCAACCUCAGCCAGGGUUCCACCUUACAGGCCAACCGAGAAGAUUCAAUGAAUAUCUUGGAUCCUGAAGAUGAGGAGGAGCACACUCAGGAAGAGGACAGCAGUGGUAGCAAUGAUGAUGAAGAUGAUAGACAAGAUGAAGAGGAAGAAGAUGAUGAUCAGGUUAUGAAUUAG